Molecule: messenger RNA, 1957 nt
Organism: Melitaea cinxia (Glanville fritillary)
Lineage: Eukaryota; Metazoa; Arthropoda; Insecta; Lepidoptera; Nymphalidae
Gene: Diap2
Product: baculoviral IAP repeat-containing protein 7-like
Exons: 11
Biological process (GO): positive regulation of protein ubiquitination; negative regulation of apoptotic process; regulation of cell cycle
Cellular component (GO): nucleus; cytoplasm
Molecular function (GO): ubiquitin protein ligase activity; cysteine-type endopeptidase inhibitor activity involved in apoptotic process
Source: RefSeq, a predicted model, not a curated record
AUGAACCAAGAGACUAAUAGAUUAAAUACAUUUACAAAUUGGCCAUCUUCAGCUCCUGUAGAUCCUAUAAGAAUAGCGAAAGCUGGUUUUUUUUACACCGGCCAAGGAACAGAGGUUGAGUGUUUCAGCUGCGGUGGAAAAAUCUCUGAGUGGAAUUACGGGGAUCAGGUUAUGUGGAGACAUAGGAGAAUGGAUCCAAACUGCGCUUUUGUUGUGAAUCCAUUAGUAUCUGGUAACGUGCCCUUAACGAUUAGUCGUGAAUGUAAUCCUGUUCAAAACACAGAACAGACAAGUGACUUACAAAAUAGUCAACAAAAUUCAGAGCAGUCUGUUGAUUAUGGUAUUACUGAAGAAGAUGAAAUGUACAAAAGUGACGCUUUACGUUUAUUGUCGUUUGUAAACUGGGAUGAUUUGUCUGUGUCAAGGUCAGAAUUGGUUAGUGCUGGAUUCUAUCAUGUCGGUGAAGGACGUAUUCGGUGCGCAUGGUGUGGGGGGGAACUUGCACCAUUUAGAAACUUAGGAUCACUGGGUACACCUCUGGAAAUACACAGAAUGUACUUUCCGAGGUGUGAACAUGCAGCAGAGUUAGAAGAAGGAAGACGUAACAGUGAAUUUUCUCCCCCAAUAUCAUCGCCUUCAUACACACCUCCUAUACAAUCACCAUCGAAUACCUGUAAUAAACCACAAUCGUGAGUGUCAGGUGCGGAACAGAACGCCCGUGUAGUGGAAGCGGGCGGUGAAUGGCGGUCCCUGGGGGUGGUGGGUGGUGGGGCGCGGCACCCCUCGCGUGCAGCGCUCGCUGCUCGCCUCGCGACCUUCGAGCGCUGGCCAGCGGACCGCGCUCAGGCUCCGCGAACACUAGCCGAUGCUGGUUUCUUUUAUACGGGGAUUGAUGACCAGGUGCGGUGCUUCUACUGUGACGGCGGGCUGGGCAAGUGGGAGGCGGGCGACGUGCCGUGGUCGGAGCACGCGCACUGGUUCCCGCACUGCGGGUACGUGCUGCUCGUCAAGGGGAAGGAGUUCGUCGACGCCUGCCGCAGCCGCACCGUGCAGCGGACGUUCUCAGCUGACAGAGGUUUGAGUUCUAGAACUCGAAAUACAGCAGUUAAUUUUCCAGUUACCGCAAGUCAGAUAGAAGAAUGUAUGGAAUCAAGUCCUGCUGUAGCUGCUUUGGGAGCGGGAUUGGACGCGGCUCGAGUGCGAAGAGCUAUAGUAAGACGAUUACGCGCUACAGGCCUACCAUUCAAUUCGUCUGAAGCGCUAAUUGACGCAGUACUAGAUGAACAGUUGAAUGAGGAAGCUUGGUCGGUGACACCUCAUAGUCAGCGACUCGCAAGGGACAUCCUCGCUGAAACGUUAAGGGAUUUUGCACCUCGAUCUGGAAUAAUUCCAUCAAACGCCGAAGAUGAUAGAUCAGAUAGCCAAACAUCCCAGACAGAUAGUCCAGUUCGAUCACCUACACCGAGUAAUGUUUCAACGUCAUCAAAUAAACCCUCAAGCCUUAGUCAAUCAGAAAGCGUAACCAAUGAAAGUGCUAAUAAUAAUCACGAACGAGACGCCAGCCCGGUGUCAAACACCAAACAGUUGACUUUAGAAGAAGAGAAUAGACAGUUAAGAGAAGCCCGAAUGUGCAAAGUCUGCAUGGAUAAUGAGGUGAGCGUGGUGUUCCUGCCGUGCGGACACCUGGUGUCGUGCGCGGGCUGCGGCGCGGCGCUAGCGGCGUGUCCGCUGUGUCGCGCGGCCGUUAAAGCCCUAGUCCGCGCAUACCUCGCCUGACCGAUUCGUUUUAGAGAUAAAUACUCAAAGUGUAAAAUUAAAACAUUGGAAUUGAUUCAAAACUGUUCAGUGCAGCGAAAUGUUUCGAUAGGAGUGUAUCAAUAAGUUGUUUAGUAUGUUUCUGUAAAUCUAUGUUUCGUUUUAUCUGUACGCCAUAUUCGAAUAUACGACAUUACAUUAA